Messenger RNA from Lolium perenne, 2774 nucleotides. RefSeq lists its product as uncharacterized. NCBI's taxonomy places the organism in Eukaryota, Viridiplantae, Streptophyta, Magnoliopsida, Poales, Poaceae. Gene Ontology annotation, molecular function: O-acetyltransferase activity. The record is from RefSeq and is a predicted model, not a curated record. Gene Ontology annotation, cellular component: Golgi apparatus.
CAAAACCCCAACCGCCUCCCGCUCCCGCCGCGGCAGGGCCCGCCCCGCGAUCGGAUAUGAAGGGCGCGGCCGCGUGGAGGGGCCACGGCGGCGGCGUGGCGGCGGCCGUGGCCGACCACCUCGGCGCAAGCGUCGCCCCCGGCGCGCGGAGGGCCAGGCUCUGCCUCUACGGCGUCGCGCUCGCCUUCGCGCUCUUCGCCGCCUUCCUCGCCUUCGCGCCCUCGCUCCCUGCCCCCUCGCCGCCGUCCUCGCCCUCCGCCGCGUGGCUCGGCGGCUUCCUCGCCUCCGCCUCGCCCUACCGCGCGCAGGUCUCCGGCUUCUUCUCCUCCCUCUUCCCCGCCAACUCCUCCUCCUCCACCGUGAUUCCCGGCGGCGUCGUCGCAGCGAGGCGGAGCGGGCCGAGCGGUGGCGGGUUCCCGGCGGCGAGCGGCGGGCUAGCGGGGACCAACGGGUCCGGUGCGGGUGUGCCCGCCGAGCGAUCGGGAACCGGAGGCGGCGGCGGUUCGGAAGGAGUUCGCGCCGACAUCUCCGCCUCCGUGAACGCUACCGCUUCCGCGGCGCGGUCCAACGCGCCGCCCAACGAUCACGUGCUCGACAGUCCCGCGGCCAGUAAUUCCUCACGGAUAGCUGGUGCUGACGCCAAGGCCGGGGCUGGACUCCGCGGCGACAUCUCCGCUUCCAGUAACGGUACUACUUCGGCGGUGCAGAGCAGUAAUUCCACAGGGAUCGCCGGUGCUGCGAGCAAUAAUUCCUCGGGGAUCGCCAAGGCUGGUGUCACGAUCGGCGGUUCGGCCCAGAAUGGCACCGCGGCGACAGCAGGAGCGCCAAUUCUGGCCACCAAUGCCCCCGGGGCGAAUGCAAGUUCAGCGGAACCCCCAACGAGCAACGGGACAGCUGUCCCCUUCAUCAGCCAGACCGGGAGCGCAGUUUCAGCGGCGACGCACCGCAACGGCGACGCGCCGCCGAGAAGAGGGGAUCCCAGCAAGAAGCGCGCUGCCCAGGAUUCGGCGGCCGGCAGUACUCACAAGCAGAGUACAAGCAGAGCUCCUGCUGCUUCAGCUGGUGGAAGCAGCAACAGUACGAGGAAUCUGCAGAAGGAAACGACUGCAACUUCUUCUCAGAGGAGCGCCGGCAACAGCAGCGCGGUGCCGGUGAUGGGGAAUGCGCGGCCGGCGAAAGGGGCUGGAAUUGCCGGCGGUGGCCAGAACAAGGAGUACUCGGUGGAGGAGAUGGGCAGGUGCGACAUGUUCUACGGGAACUGGGUCUGGGACGAUUCGUACCCUCUCUACGCGCCGGGAUCAUGCCCUCACGUCGACGAGUCCUUCAACUGCUUCCUCAACGGCCGCCCCGAUAAGGAUUACCAGCGGCUCCGGUGGAAGCCCCGCGGGUGCAGCAUCCCGAGGUUGAAUCCAACUGAUAUGUUGGAGAGGCUGAGGGGAAAGAGACUGGUGUUUGUUGGUGAUUCACUCAACAGGAACAUGUGGGAAUCACUUGUUUGUAUCUUGAGAAAUUCUAUCAAAGACAAGAGGAAAGUGUUUGAGGUAUCUGGGAACCACAAGUUCAGGGCUGAGGGCUCAUACUCUUUUUUAUUUCAGGAUUACAAUUGCACUGUGGAGUUCUUCCGGUCCCCUUUCCUUGUUCAGGAGUUGGAGGUUCCUCUCAAACAUGGAAAGGUCAAGGAAACUCUUAGGCUUGACAAAAUCGACCGGUCUUCCUCAAGGUACAAGAAUGCAGAUAUUAUUGUCUUCAAUACUGGGCAUUGGUGGACACAUGAGAAAACUUCUCUAGGGAAAGAUUACUAUCAGGAAGGCGACCAAGUAUACCGUGAGCUGAAUGUGCAUGAUGCCUACCGGAGAGCUCUAAACACCUGGGCCAAGUGGGUUGAUUCAAAUGUGAAUCCCAAGAAAACAACCGUCUUUUUCAGAGGCUACUCGGCCUCCCACUUCAGUGGGGGGCAAUGGAAUUCUGGCGGCAGCUGUGACAAGGAGACUGAGCCGAUAACAAACGAGCAGUACCUCAUACCAUACCCACAGAAGAUGAGCAUUCUGGAGGAGGUGCUCCAUGGGAUGAAAACACCUGUCGCCUAUAUGAACAUUACAAGGAUGACCGACUACAGGAAGGAGGGACACCCUUCAAUCUAUCGCAAGCAGAAGUUGAGCGAGGAGGAGCGGAAGGCACCUGAGUUAUACCAGGACUGCAGCCACUGGUGCCUUCCUGGAGUGCCCGACUCCUGGAACGAGGUCCUCUAUGCAAAGAUUUUGGUGAAGCAGCAUCAGAUGCUGCACCAAUAAAGGCAAGUGACAAAUUGCUUGUUCCUGUACAUGAGGUUUUGUUGUUGUGGAAUGCCAGUCUGUUUAGGAUAAUAACCAGCCGUAGCGUUCAAGGCAUAUAUAGUUGACAAAAGUGAUAGGGCAAGGACUUUGGAAUCCUUGCAUAGAGCAAACUAGGCAGUUUGUCAGAUAUAUCAUAUCUGACCUUCGAUACAAAUAGGAAAUCUGUAUAGGAUCAUAGGAGUUUAUGAUGUAAAAUUCAUAUCCAGCUAGCAGUACUCAGAAACAAUGAAUAGUGAAUACUGCAUCGAAAAUUCAGAAUAACUCUCUGUUUUUCAUGAAUCCUCGUCUUUCUUUUUCCAGACAGAUACUUUUUUUUUUUCACACGAGGAUGCUAUUGUAGUAAGAUUUUUUUAUUUUCUGAGGUAUUACUAAGCAUUCUUUGAGUUUAUACACAAUAUUAAUAAAUGAAGUGGCUGUUUGAACGUAGCAACAUUUGAAUCA